AUGACGCACUUCCUCCGGUCGUCGUCGUCUUCUUCCUCUUCGGUGAGGUUCGUCGACCUCGCUCUGUCGACAACCGGGCCACGCUCCCUCUCCUACGUUCACCAGAACCUCAAGUGGAUCAUCCGCGAGCACGUCCUCUCCCUGAUCAAAGAGUUCCCCACGCUCUCCCCUUCCUCCGACCACUUCACCCAGGAGGACGGCAUCACAUUCCACCUCCUCUGCGUCCACGGCGGCCUCCCCUUGGCCUGCUCCCGCAGCGCCCUCGUCGCCAUCUGGUUGCAUCAGAGCUACCCUUUCGUUCCCCCGAUCGUCUACCUCUCCUCCGCCUCCGCCGCAGAGAUCGACCGCUCCAACCCUCUGGUGGACGCCUCCACCGGUGCCGCAAGCACCCCCUAUCUAAAGACCUGGCAGUACCCCAAUUCCAACCUCUGCGACCUCGUGAGGAACCUCGUGUACGUCUUCACCCAGUGGCCCCCCUUUGUAAGCUUCGGUCCCUCUCAGAAGCCCAUCGCCGAUCCACCGCCCGGAUGGGCUUCUCUUGCCUCGAAGAGGGAGGCCACAGACCGGCUCUACGUCUCCCUCAGCCGCGAUGUGGGGGUCUUCAAAGCACAGACGGACAAGGAGAUCGAAUCCCUGGUGAGCAUCCAGGGAAAGCUGAAGGAGCGUACGUGGACCGCCAACAGAGGCCUCGAGGGGCUCGUCAAGGAGAAGGAGAAGCUCAGCGGGAUGGUGGUGAAGAUGGAGGAGAGGGCCGACGUGGUGCGAAGCUGGCUGUGGGCGAACAACUCGGUGCCCCCCGCUGUGGCGGAGGCCGCGCCGGAGGAGGUGUUCGAAGUGAUGGACGACAAGUCCAAGUUCGUGUUGAAGAACGAGGCCGAGUCCCUCGCCAUCGACGACGUGGUGUGGGUUCUAGACGAGGCGCUGAUGAAGAGGACCGUGGAGUUCCAUGGCUACAUCAAGCAGGUGAGGGUACUCUACAGGGAGCAGUUCUUCCACGCCGCCAUGCUGAACAAGCUGCAGCAGCAAUACUGA
Messenger RNA from Spirodela intermedia, 1032 nucleotides. The record is from the annotation of a GenBank genome assembly. NCBI's taxonomy places the organism in Eukaryota, Viridiplantae, Streptophyta, Magnoliopsida, Alismatales, Araceae.